Penaeus indicus is the source of this 9095-nucleotide messenger RNA. It is a transcript of the gene KCNQ, whose product is annotated as potassium voltage-gated channel subfamily KQT member 1-like. NCBI's taxonomy places the organism in Eukaryota, Metazoa, Arthropoda, Malacostraca, Decapoda, Penaeidae. Bases 1162 to 3672 code for a protein of 836 amino acids. The record is from RefSeq and is a predicted model, not a curated record. The transcript is spliced from 19 exons. Gene Ontology annotation, molecular function: voltage-gated potassium channel activity. Gene Ontology annotation, biological process: potassium ion transmembrane transport. Gene Ontology annotation, cellular component: membrane; voltage-gated potassium channel complex.
UGGCAGUGUACAGGAGGAGUAUUGAGGGUAGAAGUUUCAUAACAAACUUUCUUCCUCUGCGCCGUAGUCGUGAAGAAGUGUAGAGAGAGAUUAAGAAGUCGUAGCGGGAUUUGUUGUUGUUGUUAUUUAUACGCGUUAAAUAUAAGUGUUAUUUUGUUAUUUGCCUCUUUUUUUAUUGUUAUUGGAGUUACUUGUUGCGAAGUUCGAGCGAGAGAGAGAAAGAGAGAUAAAAGAGAGAAAGAAAAAGAAUUCGUUAUAUACAUAGCAAGGCAAUCGUUACAGUGUUGGUAAUAGUGAAACGUAAGUGUAUUUUUGUGUCAAACUUCUGUUCAAGUUUUAAGCCUUAAGUUGCGAGAUGUAGGCUUUUGAAAGUCCGAGAAAUUAAAAUCGUCGGGAAGAUCUGUGUAUAUUGUCUUAAAUGGGUUAAAUUACCCUCUUUGUUUUCCUUCUCGACAACCACAAAAAUGGUUCUUAUUUAACGGAAUGUUAGCUGUGAGUAAAAGAUGUUUUCUCAUUGAGGAGGAUAGUAGAAGUAACCAUUAAGGGGAAAAGAAGUGGAUGAGAUAUGCAAAUUGAUAAGGAAAUGCGAGUGCUAUGAGAGAAAGGUAAACAGAUGAUAGUACAUAAAUAAGGAAUACAAACGAAACGAGAAGAAUAAGAAGAAAGAAGAGAGAGAGGAAAAAAAGAAAGGGAGAGGACAGAACGCGAGUGGUUUCUAUGAAGCCGGCGUUAAGAUGCUUACAAGGAGGCAUUAAGGAACUCGCGAAAAAAGAGAUAAGCAACAACAACAACAACAACAACACCAGCGGGAGCUUAUCAAAAGGAGAAGAAAGAGGGAAGAGGAGAGAGAGUGAUAGAGAGGGAGAGAGAAGAUAGAAGAAAAAAAAAAUAGAAAAAAAACACUCGACAAAAGAAAGAAAGAUAAGAGAGACCAAGAAUAUAAAAAAAAGGAGUGAAGAUUCUCUCCUUCCCUCACCACCUCCUCCUACCUACCUACCUCCCCCUCCCCCCCACGCAGCCUCGAGGAGUAAGAGAGGAAGAAAAGUCUUUUAAGAAGAGUCUUAAGAAGAGGAAGAAAGAGGACGCAAAGGUCGUGGAAUCAGUGGGCAUGACUUCCGUCGGUUAGGUCGAGUGGGCGGUUCCCGUCUCCAUCAACCCAGGAUGAGCCUGCUGGGGAAGCCCCUCAACUACAAGACCUCACGGAGAGACGUGAGGUACCGUCGUUCUCAGGCGAGGGUCUACAAUUUCCUCGAAAGGCCGCGGGGUGUCAAGGCUGUCAUUUACCACUUGACUGUAUUCUGCACCAUCUUCACUUGUCUGACCCUGAGCGCCUUGUCCACAGUACACGAUUAUGAAGACAGCGCUACGCAAGUCCUUUUCUAUAUUGAGUCCUUUGUUGUGGUUUGGUUCACCAUCGAGUAUUUCUUGAGACUGUGGUCGUCAGGAUGCCGUUCCAGAUACCAAGGCAUUUGGGGCAGAAUGAAAUAUGCCAAGAGACCAUUCUGCUGCAUAGACAUGGUGACCAUCGUAGCGUCGGUGGUCGUGCUGGCCAACGGCACGGGCGGCCAGGUCGUGAAUGCGGUUCGCGGGCUCCGGUUCUUCCAGAUCCUUCGCAUGGUGAGGAUGGACCGGCGGGGGGGCACGUGGAAGCUCCUCGGCUCGGUGGUCUACGCGCACAGACAGGAACUGCUGACCACAGUCUACAUAGGCUUCCUAGGUCUCAUCUUCUCGUCGUUUCUCGUCUACCUGGUGGAGAAAGACAUAAACGACAAUUUCAAGACUUUCCCCGACGCGCUGUGGUGGGGGGUGAUCACGCUAUGCACGGUGGGCUACGGAGACGCUGUGCCAAUAAGCUACGGAGGGAAGAUGAUCGCCUCGGGAUGUGCUCUCUUGGGCAUCUCCUUCUUCGCACUGCCGGCGGGUAUCCUCGGCUCGGGGUUCGCCCUGAAGGUGCAGCAGCAGCAGCGGCAGAAGCACAUGAUCCGCCGCCGCCAGCCCGCCGCCACGCUCAUCCAGUGUCUGUGGCGAUGCUAUGCCGCCGACGAGCACUCCAUGUCCGUCGCCACCUGGAAGAUCCACCAGGUGCCUCUGCCGUCGCCGCCCUCCAUCAAGAUCGAGGAAAAGGAUAAGACCCCUAAUUCUACUUCGCUGAGACAGUUGAGCUCGUUACGAUUGUCUCCGGGCAGAAUCUUCAAGCACAACGCCUCCUUCGUGCGUCUGCCCACGAUUCGCCGCCACAGAAAUGCUCACUCUCCUUCCAUUAAAAAUAGACAUAUUGAUUCUAACCACGCGUUGGAGAAUCUUGUUAAUUCCAAUAGAUUAAAUGCGAGUCAUAGUGAAGAUUCCGUUUCAAAGGAAUCAUCUGAGGCAUUAUUAACUAAGAAAAAUUCAGAUGUAGAUGAGGACGACGAACAACCACGGGUCCUGCAGUUAACGAAUCAACACAAGGGAGCCAUCAGGGCCAUCAGGAAGAUCAAAUAUUUCGUGGCUCGCCGGAAGUUUAAGGAAGCUCUCAAGCCCUACGAUGUAAAGGAUGUGAUCGAGCAGUAUUCGGCUGGCCAUGUGGACCUUCUCUCCCGCGUGAAGACUCUGCAGGGGAGAUUAGACCAGAUUCUUGGGAAGCAAGGGUCGAAAGCCAAGGAUGUUUACGAGUCAAAAAUCUGCCUUGCGUCUAGGAUUGUCAAGGUAGAAAGACAGGUCGACGACAUUGAAUCCAAGCUAGAUCAGCUAAUCGACCUGUACAUGGAGGACCGCAAACGUCUUUUAGCGUUGCCUUCAGCUGUCUCUUCUGUGCCUCUCGCUCCUCCCUCUUCUGCGCCGCCGCCAGGUUCCCCAGACAGCAACAGCAGCGGCCCAACCACUUCUUAUGCUCCGGCCUCGGGAACUCCUUUGACAGCGCCUUCGUCUUCCCUGGCUGUUCCAGGUGCUCCUCCGCCCUACACAUCGGUUCUCAAGCCCAAGCCGAUCCUGGUGGAUAAGCAGGCAUCAGAACCCAAUACCCCCACAAGCAAGCACUUUGAGAGACCCAUGACCAGGGGUUAUUCUGAUGUCUCUCAGAGAAUGAAAAAACGGGUUACUUUAAGCUCGCUGCCGUCCCGACACUCCUUGGAAGUGAAAGAACCCGACUUGCUUCAGGUGCCACAGGUCGUUCAGAUAGAGCAUUUGGCCGCCCCGUACAUCGACGAUGACUGUGAUUCUACCUAUCAAGAAGAUGAGUGCUGUACAAUGGUAACUGAGUGUGAUUCCCUAAUGAUCUCAGAAGAGGAUCAUACAAUUCAAGAGGAACCGGCCACUAUCUGCGAAGAGAAUGAAGUGUCAAACUUUGUCAUACCAACCAUUUCUGCAUCCGUGGCUCAGGAGGCCACAUCCUUGCAAGUUCCUCCCCCAAGCAUACUAAGUCACACAUCAGAUGUGAAUCACCACAACAGCAGUCAGCACCACCACUCCAAAUACCAUUACCCAAGACACUCUCUCUUUGGCCAUCACCACUCUUACCCGCCACCAUCGUCAUAUUCAUCAGCGCCGUCUUCAUCGUCAUACACACUCCUGCCCGUCCUUGAGCCUCCUGUAUUGGUGACAGAGAGCAUUGAGCUUCAUGCCACUGAGGGCUCUGCAUGCUUGCCGCCAGAGAUCAUCACCACCAUAGCAAUGGAGGAGUCGUCAUCUUCAUGAUGGUGCAAGAAAGGAAAACAAUGCUUCUUGCUCAGGGCACUUGAAAAUCCAUUAUUUUUUACCAUCUUUUCUCACUACUACAUUUGUGUAGUUAUACCUAAUAUAUCCCUCUUUUUUCAGAGAUAUGAAUUAUUCUAAUGUUUUUGUUUUUUUUAAGUAGCUUUUGGUAUACGAAUUCUAGGUCAACAUGUGAAAAAUAUUGGGAAUGAGAUCUCUCUAACUUUAUGUUUUCCUACUUGCUUGAGACAAAGUAGACUUGAUUAUGAACAAUAAGCAGCAAUGAAUCAAGAAGGUCCUCAGGCACUGAGACCUUCUUUUGCAAAGUAAUCUUUCACUUAUGUCAUACAUGAGGUAUCUGAGCUUUCUAUGUGAUAAUUGCUUAAUUUGUAAGAUUAAGAUUUGAUUCUAAAUAAGCCAUGACCCUCAGUUCUCUUCAUUUUCUUUGCUGACCUUGUGAAUUUUGCUGGAGACAUCUGUAUCACUCUAAACAUAUUUGGACAGCACUCAGACUCUUUAGUCUUCACCUAGAGGUCAAUAUAGUUCUGAAUCAGCUACAGAUAGGAGCUUAAUUUCUCUUCUAUUUUCACUUGGUAAUAUACAUAAUAGAUUUCCCAUAGUGGCUUAUCAAUGACUAGCAUAUAAUUUAAAGUCACUGGAUAGUUUAAAGAGUGAAACAUGAGGAGAGUAGUAUUGGUCAUAAAUUAACAGGUUUUUCCUCUUCUGGAGUGGGGAUAAGCUUGUGUGUUCAUCAAUGUCAAAAUGACAUAUAUAUACAUAUGAACUCUACCUAAAUGAGAUUCUGUACUCACUAGUACUUUGACAUGAUGUAAUGAAGAAAGUGAUGGGUCUAAUCAUGAAUAUUCUAUGAAAUACAUUUUCAUAUUUAUAUUCAGGUGUUUACAGUUAACUCUGAUAUAGAUCAGAGAAAAAAAUACAUCUUGUCACUUUUGGUGCUGGCUUAAGUCCAAUUAAAUAUUCAUAUUAGUUUUAAUAUUAAUGCAUCUAAUGAGUAUAUGAUCUUUGACAGGGGAUACUAAACCUUCAUAAUUUUAUCUUAUGAGUUUGGUUUCCUUUGUCAUUUCAUCAUUUAGAUCUCUUCAUCACACAAAAAACUAUGUCUUGGAAACAGUAUUAGUAAUUUCUGGUAUUUGUUACAGUGAAAGAAGAUUGCAUCUCAAUCAGCCCAUGUAGUCAUGGAGAUAAUGAAGUCUAUUCAUACAUUACCAGUCAUUCUUUCUUCUUUUUUCAUCUUCUAGGCCAAUGCAUUUUAUAUAAAUCAUAAUGUAUCAAAUACCAUAAUAACACUGAAGGGUUCCUGUUGCCAAGAUUGUUCAUUUCAAGCAAGCCAACCCUUGAAGGUAAUAAUGAUCAUUUUUAAGUAUGGUACUAUUCCUUGUCUACCUUUCACGUGAAACUUUGCUGCCAGUACAAUUCAAAUCAUGGAUUUUCUAGCACCGAUCCUCACCAAACAUCUAACAGAAUAGACGUUUGUGGAAGUUUUAUCACUUCUUUAAAGAUUAUUUUCAUACUUUGGCCUUCAUGAAACCCCUAGAAAAAAAUAAAUAUUAUUAAAUCUAAUUCAUAUCAAAGAUAUGGAAAAGGAAAUCCAGAGCUUUGUUAUUUUGGCAUAGUAGUAAAUUCUAAUUACCGUACUUUUGAUACACUCAUUUAGAAGAGAAACGGGCAAUUAAUGACAGCUGUCUGAUAACAUUAAUAAAUGGAUCAAUAACAGAGGUAGACAUUUUGAAAGAGCAAGAUAGAUAAGCAGCUGAGAGAAUAAUUGAUAGUUGAAUAUCAAAUAUCAUCAAGCUGUAAAACUUGUAUGGGAUUGAAAUCUAACUUAUUUGUAUUCAUUUAUAUGGUAAUAUUUACUUUUGCAUCAGCACUUUUUACUUCUUUCAGUGUGCAUGUGUGUGUGUAUAUAUGGAUGUGUGUGUGUGUGUGUGUGUGUGUGUGUGUGUGUGUGUGUGUGUGUGUGUGUGUGUGUGUGUGUGUGUGUGUGUGUGUGUGUGUGUGUGUGUGUGUGAGUGCGUGCAUGCGUGCAUGCACCUGUGUGGGUGCGUAUGUGAGUGUGUGUCCAUGUGCGUGUGCGUGUGCAGUGCAUGCAGGCAUCCAUGUGUGUGUGUGUGUGUGUGUGUGUGUGUGUGUGUGUGUGUGUGUGUGUGUGUGUGUGUGUGUGUGCAUGCAUGUGUACAUGAGUGCAUAUGCAGGUAUGCAGGUAUGCAUGUGCAUGCAUGUAUCCGUCUGUCUGUUUGUAUAUGGUAUAUAUCCCCUCAACCUUUUUUUUGAACAUUUAUCUGUCAAAAAUCUUACUAAAUCUAUUCCUAGAUCUCUUAGACUAUCUUUUCAAAAUGAUAAUAUGUAAUUGUGAUAUUGUACAGGACAAACUCAUAGUGGUGUAUUUUACGACAAGACUGAUGUAUUUAAAUAUUAACAUGCUGAAAUUUAUUUUUGAUUGAGCAGCUGUAAGUAAUGAGUCAUUUUUUCUUAGUAUAAGUAUUUAUUUUAAUUAGAUCAUUAGACCGAAAUAUUAUUUUCAACAAUUAUCUUUCAUGAAACAACUAAUUUGUCUUAGAAUAAAUCUACCUCUAUACAUAUAUCAGUGAAAUUCCAUGCAUUUUCUAGAUAAUGAAUGUCCUAUUCACUGUGAAUAAUGGUAAUUGAUUUUUUAUCAGUAUGUACUUCCCUUAUUGAGUUGGGAUUAUUCUGUAAUGAUAUUUAACAAAACUAUUUACUGUUUACUAGUUUCAUGAUUUUCAAACACUAUUUGCCACAUAUUUUGAAACAUGUUUAAGUUAUGGUAAUGACUUCUCAAGAUGUUUUAUUAGGUAAUAUCCCUCUAUGUAUUAUUUGCAGAGUAUUUCUGUUUUAAAAUUUAAGUCUUGGUUGCUUGAAUCCAUCUUAUUAAUGCUCCAGUAACAUUGCUGUUAUUAAAAAUAUUAAAAAUUUGAAAUGCGGCUACUAUCAAUAGUGUGCUAGAUACAGUAUUCCAUUACAGUACAAAUACUGCAGUUUACAUAAGGUCAAACAAUGUGUCUAUGCACAUUUUGGGUUCAUGAAUUGUAUAUGCAUAUAAUCGUCAUUUCCCCUCAUAUACAAAACAAUCAAUCAAAUCUAAUUAUGUAAAAUAAAAAGCAUCAGAGAUCUAAAGAUCUUGCUCCUGUUCUCAUCAAAUUUCAAAAAGUCACCCUUCAUAUAAUGUGGCGGUAAAAAGUUACAAUCAGCUUAUAAUACUCACAGGAGAAAAACCUUUUAACAAAAAUGUGUUAAGGCUUACGUUUGUCUUUCAUGUCCAUUACUCUCAAAAAUCACAAUCUUUCAUCACCACAUUUUCUUGUAUUCUUUCACAAUUUUCACAGUAAGUUAUAUAUAAUCAUAGACUAUAUAUACAGUUUUAAAAAAUAUAUAUAUAUAUAUAUUAGCGGAUUUUAUAAACAGCCACUUUGAUACAUACUAGUGAGGAUUCUACAAAAAAAAACUAAAAAAAAAAAAAUAGUUAGAUUUCAUGCUUUAUACACAUAGAAGAAAUUCAAUAGAAAAUUUAAUAGCUCUUACAAGAAGCAGUUUAAAAAUCACUACUUAAAUCUGCACGCCCUAGCAAAUACAUAAGAAAUUUAUACGCAAGUUAAGAAAAUAGAUCAGUUAGUAAUGGCAAGGAUAGUUUUUAUAUUCAUUACUUUUUUUUAUACUAAGGAAGAAGAUAAAAAAAAAAUCCAAGACAGGCAGCUUUAUGUCAUGCUCCUUCAAGGCAAGCUAAUUUGGGCCUACUGCUUUUAUUGAUUAUGGCUCAAUCUCCUAUUUGAUUAUCUCACAUUAUUCAUCAUAAAGUUUACCUUCUUUAACAUGCUGUUUUUCAGCAUAUCUGUAUUAAAUAGAAGUUUAUAUUUUAGGUAAACAAUAUAUUGUCAUUUGAAUAGUAUGACCGUACUUCUUUGCAUAUGGUUACAUAUUUUUUUAAAUCUUAGAUUAUACAAAAAGCAUAAUAUCUGUUUAAGGAAUUAUACUUCUGAGCAGAAUUUAAAGUGCCUAAUCUAAGAAUAAAUAUUUAGUUAGAGUUUCAUAAUCUUUUACAUUAUUUUCUAAAAUAUAUUUUCUGUAUUAUUUUGGGAGAUUUUUUCUAAUGAUAAUUAACAGUUUCAUAAACUUUAAUUUAAAGUGCCACAUGAAUAUUGAUAAAAUUUAAUUAUUGCAAAAACUGUUACAAAAGCAGAAGAUCAACAUGUAUCAUAUUGUGUGUCCAAAAGUUUUAAAAACAAAUUAAAUAUAUUUCAUAUUCACUAAAUUAAAUUGUUCCAUUUCUUAACCAAAUCAACAGCAAUGUAUAAAGAAGGUAGACUUUGUUUUCCAAUGUGUGCAGCCCUUCCCCUUGCUUCUAUUGUUAUGUAUUGAUAUAAAGAAUUACGUCGACCCUUGUGGGUUAUUGAGAUUUUCAUAUCUGUAUAUAUGGACGUUUUUUUCAGUUAGUGAACUGGUGGUCAAGGAUCUUGGGAAUGUACCCAAAACUAGGUCACUCUUACAAAUCACAUCUGUUGUUAAAUUUUAUAAGCAGGUCUUUACAAAUGGAUUGUUCUUCAUGCAGUUAAAAUAUAAAAAUACAACCUGAAAUGGUUAACGAUAUCGAGAAAAGAAAUUAUGACAAUAUGUUGAGUAAUAUAGGUUAUUCAUGGUGUAUUCAUUUAUGAUCAGGUCCGUAUAUUAUCAAUAUAUUUUCAGAAUACCACGGAAGAUUUAGUUGCUUUAAGAUAUUGUAGAGAAAAUUGUUAAUUUAGUUGCCUAGCUAUUGUUGUUAUCCUGUUAUAUUGUUAUUCAUUUUAGUAUUAUAUAACAUGCUUUCAGUGAAGUUUUGUCAAAUGUGAAAGAAGGAAAGAAAAUUGCUUCCAAAUUUUGCUCAUGGCACAUAAAAGUUUUUUUAAAAUAUAGGGAUAAGUUGUUAUACAAGUUAUUAAUCAGCAAAGCCAAAGGUUUCAACUGAAGGUGCCUGGGUUGUGGACAAUUAAUGUUUAUUUAAUUUGUUAAAAUACAACUCUUCUUUUUUUUUUCUUCUUUUUUUUUUGUCAAAGUCCAAGAAGAAUGUAUGAAACAGUAGCCAGAUUGUUAUGAUUAACUAGGAUCUUAUUUGCUGUUUUAGGGACAUGAGUAUAAAGAGCAGAUGCUAAAUCCUUUACGGCAAGAGACUGCUGCCUGCCAUAUCACACUGUUACAAAGUUCUACUGUAGCUUCAUUAGCCAAAUUUUGUUACAUUUGCUGGCAUCUCUAAUAUGAAGGCACAUUGUACCAUAGACCAUUUUCACAUUGUAGAAAGGCUCUCAGUUACGGAAGCAAAAUAUACAAGCUGAUUAGCAUGUAUAAUAUAUGAAUAUUAUAAUAUUCAUUGUUUGGUUAUUGUGAAUACUAUAUUUGCCAAAUAAAGAUUUUGCAAUCAA